AUGGCGACCCACUUCUCUCCUGCAACCCCUGUACGCUUCUUCCUCCAACCCACGCAAAACCCUCCCAAAACCCUGCUCUCCGUUCGAGACUCCUUUGGCGGAGGACCGGUUUGUAAGAAAUGCCAGCCCAUAACGGUUAAUGUAUGCUCAUGGAGCUCAGCUGUUAGUUAUGUAGGAUCUCAGGAUGGCUCCAUGAAGUUUUCUGGUAAUCCCAUUGUUGUCAAGAAGCAAUUUUUGCAAAAGAGAGCUGGAACUGUAAGGGCUGCCACUAUUGAAGAAAUAGAAGCAGAGAAGUCUUUGAUAAAAAAGGAUGCUAAAGGAAGGAUGGAAAAGACUAUCGAACUGGUACGGUCCAAUUUCAAUUCUAUUAGGACAGGGAGGGCAAGCCCAGCCAUGCUGGACAAGAUUGAGGUUGAAUACUAUGGAAGCCCGGUUGGCUUGAAGACCAUUGCUCAAAUUAGUUCUCCUGAUGCAAGUUCCUUCUUGGUUCAGCCAUAUGAUAAAUCCAGCUUAAAGGCUAUAGAGAAGGCCAUAGUUAGCUCUGAUCUUGGUUUAACUCCAAAUAAUGAUGGAGAAGUGAUUCGGUUGACCCUACCUCAACUUACAGCAGAAAGAAGGAAGGAAUUGUCAAAAGUAGUGGCAAAACAGACCGAAGAAGGAAAGGUGGCAUUGAGGAACAUCAGAAGAGAUGCUUUAAAAGCUCUCGACAAACUUCAGAAGGACAAAAAGCUCUCCGAAGAUAAUGUCAAGGACUUAUCUAGUGAUUUGCAGAAAUUGACAGAUGAGUAUGUGAAGAAGCUUGAUACCGUCUUCAAACAAAAGGAAAAGGAAUUGCUGAAGGUGUAG
This is a messenger RNA of Prunus armeniaca (apricot), 846 nucleotides long. The record is from the annotation of a GenBank genome assembly. NCBI's taxonomy places the organism in Eukaryota, Viridiplantae, Streptophyta, Magnoliopsida, Rosales, Rosaceae.